AUCGUGCCCGCCGUCCGGGAACGGUCUUGCUUUCAGAGGAGGAGGCGGGGUGGUCGUUUGUUGACAAAACUGGGCUUUACUCCCCACCCCCGGGGGAAGCUUGCGCGCGCGCGCGUGUGUGUGUGUGGACUGGUGCCACCGUCCCCCACCCCCCCUCCUCCUCUUCCCCCGCCCCCGGGGAGCACGCGCGCGUGAACUGGACCCCCCUCCCGGGAGCGCGCGCGUGUGGACUGGGACCUCCAGCGAUUGCAGCCGGCAACAUGCACAGAUUCCGAAAGUGGCUCUACAAGCCCAAGAGAUCAGACCCACAACUUCUUGCCCAGUUCUACUAUGCAGAUGAAGAGCUAAAUCAGGUUGCAGCUGAAUUGGAUAACUUAGAUGGACGUAAAGACCCACAAAGAUGUACACUGCUGGUCAACCAGUUUCGUUCCUGCCAGGAUAAUGUGUUAAACAUAAUCAACCAGAUCAUGCAGGAAUGCAUCCCAAAUGAACGGGCAAAUCGAGAUUUCUGUGUCAAAUUUCCAGAGGAAAUACGGCAUGAUAAUUUGGGAGGACAACUUUGGUUUGGAGCUGAGUGUUUAGCUGCUGGUUCAAUUAUCAUGAACCGAGAAAUAGAGAGCAUGGCAAUGCGACCUUUGGCCAAGGACUUAACUCGCAGUUUAGAAGAAGUGCGAAAUGUUUUCCGUGACCAGUGCCUGAGAGACUUGAGUGUCUACACUGACAAAAUGAAGGAGUCCCUCAAACAAUUUGAUGGCUUGUUUGCAGAAUUUGAACUAUGUUAUGUCUCUGCGAUGGUACCUGUGAAAUCUCCUAAAGAAUAUUACGUACAGCAAGAAGUCAUUGUUCUCUUCUGUGAAACUGUCGAAAGGGCCUUAAAGCUUGGAUAUCUCACACAAGAUUUGAUUGAUGACUACGAGCCAGCAUUAAUGUUUACAAUUCCUAGACUGGCAAUUGUCUGUGGUUUAUUGGUCUUCCCUGAGGGGCCAUUGAACUUGGAACGCAAGCUAGAAGAUAUGUCUGACCUGUUUAGACCAUUUCGCACACUGUUGCGAAAAAUCAGGGACCUACUACAGACAUUGACAGAAGAUGAGUUGCACACACUUGAACGUAACCUGUGUAUAUCUCAGGAUGGUGAAUUUGCUGUUGAUCCAGAGGUACCCUCUCCCAUUCCUCCACCUGUAGUUCCUGAUAAACUCGUUCAAGAUAAAUUGUGUGUAAAAGCUGAAAAUACAGACGCUGAACUUGCAUGUUCAAUGCAGUAUGAUGAGGAGGAGCUGGAGCAGCUCAACUUAAUGGUACACAGGGUGGGGGAUGAAAUGUCCUGCCUGCUCUCUCCUCCAAGUGCAUGCCAGUCACCAGCUCAUAAGACUGUGUUGAAUAAUAAUUGUAACCCAGAGGCCUCUACAAACCCCGAGCUCUCUGGUGUGAGGCAUGAAGCUGAAGAAGAGGAACGGGUAUUUUUCAUGGAUGAUUUGGAUGGUGCAGGUGAGGCUUUUGUGGGAAUGGACACUUUGAAGGAAUCGCUCACUUUGGCUCCUGAUUCUUGUCCACCUGAUCAAGCCGAUAUGUUGCCUCUUUCACAUGAUGAUGAAAACAUGGGGAGGGAUAGUUGCAAUGAGCAAAAUUUAGAAACAAAAGAAGUACUACACAAACCAAGCAAUAAUGAUUCACUACCUCUGCAAGGACAAGCCAAUCAAAAGAAAAAUAACACCGCAGAAAUCUAUUGUAACUGUUUGGAUAUAUCAGAAUCCGGUUCUUACCUCAAUGGUUGGACUGUAGGUACUGAUGAUGUACAACCUAGUGAAACUGCAGAAAAAAUAGCACAUAGGACUGGUGGAAUGAAAAUUUCUGCAACUGUUAUCUUUAACCCCAAAUCUCAGUCCAUCACUUGCUCCUCUGAAGCGGAGAGUAUAAUAAAUUGUGAUUCAGUCUGUAGUCAUGUUUCUCCAGAUGAUUCCCCAAAGCUGUGCCCUGCUGAAAUGAAAAAUGGUGUAAAUCAUUGUGUCCACCUUGCUGUGACUCCGGACGAUAGAGUUGACAACAUCUCUGAGCCAGUGGGGAUCAGUUCAUUGGACGAUACUGUAGACAUUGCAGAUUCUAGUUUUCGUAAAGGAGAGGAUCAGCCAUGUAAAAAUAACUGUGGAUCACCUUCACAGGAGAGGAUAGAAAGUGAGAGUCCAGGUGAAUCAUGGACAGAAAGAGCUAUCAGCAGACGGGAGCACAAAACCUCCAAAUGCAAGUGCCUGGCACAGUCCUCUGGAAAACAGACAGAAGGAGGAGGGCAACAAACAAAAAUAGAAGUAUGUUGCCAGCAACGAAAGAUGGAAAAGAGGAAGCUGCCAAUUGGAGUGAAGGCAAGUAGAGAAGAACCACAAGUUAAAGGCGGUAUGGUAAAAGACGAAUCCGAGGAAGAUGGGAAAGUACAGACUGUUUCUCACCUGUCGGAGAACCACAGUACUAAGCAGAGUUCUCAAGAUCCCAUCCCAGAUUCACCCAUCAGCUCCGUAUCCAGCAGUGAUUGUGAAAGUGUUUCUGUCACAACUUGUAGUCUUUCCAGCACGUAUACUCCGAGCCCUGUUGGCAGUCUCUCAAGCUCGUACACUUCCGAGGAUGUAGAUCAAGAGGAAAUCCAACUCGCACUUCUGGCUGCCAAAGUUGCUACGAGAGAAAAGAUCCGAGCCCGUUUCCAUAACAGCAAUGAUCUUAUUCACAGGCUUUUUGUGUGUAUUGCAGGUGUUGCUGAUCAACUACAGACUAACUAUGCAAGUGACCUGCGAAGCAUUCUUAAAACCCUGUUUGAAGUCAUGGCGACUAAGUUACAAUAUGAGGGCAGCAGGACAGAGAAAAAAGGUGACCAGACAUUGAGAAGUCCUGCACUUGAAGACUGUGCUUUAUGUCGAGAAAGUGGGUCUGCCUCUGAACUUGCUGACAAGGCAAGAGAUGAGGACCUUGAAGAUCCUCCAGAAUGGGUACCAGAUGAAGUCUGCAGUUACUGUACUGCAUGCAAGGCACCAUUCACUGUGAUUCGAAGGAAGCAUCAUUGCAGAAGCUGUGGAAAGAUCUUCUGCUCACGUUGCUCUUCUCAUUCUGCUCCCUUACCUCGAUACGGCCAGAUGAAACCAGUCCGGGUCUGCACACACUGCUACAUAUUCCAUGUGACGCCCUUCUACAGUGACAAACCAAGCAUCUGAUAACUGCUGAGUGGACUGCCUGGUUCUGGCAUGGAUGAACUAGCUCAAUAAGGUUGCAACUGAUGCUGGAUGCCAGCAGUGGGAUGUUUAUUUUGGCAUUGUUUAUUUUUAGUUUAGAAUGGAAAUUUGGAUAAGCUUUCCUUAGAGGUAGUUCUGAGAGAAGCUGCAACUCCAAGUAGAAAUUUUUGUAC
This is a messenger RNA of Hemiscyllium ocellatum (epaulette shark), 3382 nucleotides long. It is a transcript of the gene zfyve28, whose product is annotated as zinc finger, FYVE domain containing 28. Gene Ontology annotation, cellular component: early endosome membrane. Lineage: Eukaryota; Metazoa; Chordata; Chondrichthyes; Orectolobiformes; Hemiscylliidae. The transcript has 14 exons. Gene Ontology annotation, biological process: negative regulation of epidermal growth factor-activated receptor activity. Gene Ontology annotation, molecular function: metal ion binding. The record is from RefSeq and is a predicted model, not a curated record. Bases 261 to 3191 code for a protein of 976 amino acids.